Molecule: messenger RNA, 1569 nt
Organism: Xenopus laevis (African clawed frog)
Lineage: Eukaryota; Metazoa; Chordata; Amphibia; Anura; Pipidae
Exons: 2
Coding region: 91-840 (249 amino acids)
Source: RefSeq, a predicted model, not a curated record
AUGGGGUGUUCUUAGCGAAAACUGUAAGUAUCUGUUUAAAGAAGUUUGUAAGUGCUACUACAAAUUACUUUUACUUUUUCUCAAAGAGAUAUGUAUUUAAUGUAUUUAUUGUAUUUAGCUAAAGAAUCAUCUGACAUCCUUCAAGAAGCCGGUGUGACACUUAUCCCUAGGCCGCUUUGCAACAGCACAGAAUGGUAUAAUGGUAAGAUAGAAGAAUACAACCUGUGUGCUGGCCAUAAGGAAGGGAAGAUUGACAGCUGCCAGGGUGACAGUGGAGGACCUCUUAUGUGUAGGACAAAAUUUAGUGACUUUGCUGUGGUUGGAGUGACAAGCUGGGGAUCAGGAUGUGCCCGAAAGCAACGUCCUGGGAUUUACAGUAGUACCCAGUAUUUUACUGAAUGGAUCAAUAGAAAAUUGUACAAAAAGGCUACAAAAAGAUCAAAAAGAUCUGUUCUUAAAAAGAUCUUUUUUCAACAUGAUCUUACAACCCCUAGGAUAAAUAUGAAAGUAAAUACAGAAUACCAGCAUGCUACCAAAAACAAACUGAAACUAUAUAUGAUUGACGCAUUUAAGUCUAAAGCAGCCACCCAGUUGCCUAGGAGUGAAAACAGACCAAUGGCGAUGCCAGUGAAGCAUGGUUUUAAGAUGAAUCCAAGUGCAUAUUUGGUAAGCUCAGUUCAGCAACCUAAUGCACCAGUAUCUGUGCCAUAUAAUACACCAACACCAGAACCAGAUCAAAGAAAGCAGCUCCAAUCUUUAUGGCACCGUCUGAUACAGAUAUAUAGAUGGAUAUCAACUGUCUUGGUUUCUGGCCCUGCUAUGGGCGCAGCACAGCGUUAAUUUAAACAACUGGCUAAACAACUGACCGUUUGUGAGACGAACUGCCUUGUAGUGGGACAAUCUGAUCGGACAUUUGAAAAUGUCAUCUGUUGAUGCCAACAGCCAGUAUAUAAUGCAUCAACAGAUGAUAAAGUGAAGAGGAGCUACGGGCAUACACAUAUCAAUUUGAUCACAAAAAUAAAGUUUUGUACAAUUUUUUGGUAUGUGUAUGCUGGAGGGAUGAUCCGAUCGGAGGGUCCGCAGCUCCUCUUUACUUCCUGCAGUUCCAGUUAUUCAGACUGUUGACCAUUUAUAUGGUAUCCAUUUGACCCAUAUGUUAAUCAGAGGCUCACCCAAUCUACAGCCAACUUUAGUCUGAAGACUUAUUGAAGGUUGUAUAAUUUUUCUUUACCCUGAAUUUAUCUUGUUUUCCUUUGUUGCUAAAAUAAAGUUUUUUAAAUUGAUCUCCUGUGUUGCGUGGGAUUUCUAGGUUUAUGUGUAAUAACACAGUGGGUGUUCACAAUUAAAGUAUGAUUACCCACAUGAUACCACUAAGUAUCUUUAAAAAUAGAAGAACAUACCUGUAUGUUACACUGUUUUUUUUUAUGUAUAAGUAAUUGGAAUGAACCUGUGUAUAAUAACCUGAAAGUGAAUGAUGACAUCAUGCUGGUUAAUGUUUGUAAAGAUUGUUUAUUUGGUUAAUGAAAAGGAAAACAAAGAUGCUAUGCUAUUAUACAACUGUCUUUCUGU